Messenger RNA from Synchiropus splendidus (mandarinfish), 1282 nucleotides. It is a transcript of the gene nfkbil1, whose product is annotated as nuclear factor of kappa light polypeptide gene enhancer in B-cells inhibitor-like 1. The coding region runs from base 83 to 1171 and encodes 362 amino acids. The record is from RefSeq and is a predicted model, not a curated record. Gene Ontology annotation, biological process: canonical NF-kappaB signal transduction. NCBI's taxonomy places the organism in Eukaryota, Metazoa, Chordata, Actinopteri, Syngnathiformes, Callionymidae. The transcript is spliced from 4 exons. Gene Ontology annotation, molecular function: protein binding.
GGUUAGCAUUCGAUGCUAACAUGUUUAGGCCUGUUAAUUUUAAAGUAGAUUGGCGUGUAUAAACAAUGAUUAUAUCAUUGUCAUGGUGUCUCACAGACAGAAACGCGUGUGGAAGUAUGUCGAGGAGGGUCGCUUGUUAAAACUUAAGUCGUACCUCCAGAAGAACCUGGACUUGGAUGUAAAUUUCUCCCGAGGAAAGAGAGACAGGAGCCCGUUGCAGCUGGCCUGCCGCCUGGGAGACGACGCUUCAUUGCGAUUGUUGCUCGAGCGAGGUGCCGAUGUUCUUUACAAAGACCGAAAAGGAGAUACGGCGCUGCACAUAGCUGCUAAUAGGGCACUGAAACACGGCGUCUCUGCCUAUCACGACUUGGUUGUGCCUCUGUGGAAGAACUGUCCAGAAGCCAUGUACACGGCAAACUCAGCUGGUGUCUCUCCUGAGGACCUUCUUAAAUGGAUGAAACAAUCUGGGAGUCGAGCAAACACCAGUCGUUCUCCUGAGGUUGACCCAGAGAAAGAAUGGAUGGAAAAGCUGUUUGGUGAAUGCGAGGAUGAAUUCUGUGAAACAUUUGGAGUUUAUGAUGAUGAUGACUUCCUACCACUGGAUGACGACGAGGAGGAUUUUGGCGAUUGGGCCGAUCGGAUCAGACAGGAGUAUUUUGCUAAGAAGAAUGCAGAAGCUCAAAGACUGGCAGCCUCAUUUUCAGGGUGGAGGAAGGGGAAGACCAAACAGGAGCGAGAGCAGGCGCAGCAGAGCAACAAGGAGCUGCAUGAACGUCUCCGUAAAGAACAUGAAGAAUAUCUGGCGCGAGCUGCACGUAAGGAGGAAGAGACUCGUAUGGGAAAGAAGCGCAGGUAUGAUGAACAGUGUGCAGCCACCUUCCAGGGAGCGUCCUCCGCUGGCGCCACAAAGCUGAGCUACAGUGACAUCCCAUGGCCGGCACCGCUUGGUACAGUUCAGGAGAUGGUGGAUGUGAUGCUGCAUGGUGUGGACCGCAAGGACGUGCCUGUGUUCCGUAAGAUGCUGCGCAAGCAGCAGACGCUGUGGCACCCGGAUAAGUUUGCUCAGAGGUGUGAAGCUCGGCUGGAGGAGAAGGAUAAGCAGAAGAUCCUCGACACGGUCACGGCUCUGUCUCAGGAACUCAACAGACUGGCUCAGACUCUCAGGACUUGAUUCCUUCAUGUGGGAGAACUUUUUUGAAAAUGUUAUUUAUUAUUUGUCAUUGAAUUUCUGUGGUACCCAUGCUUGCAAUUGAAUUCAUAAAAGUCUCAAUAAAAAUGUUAA